AUGGCUCAGCGAAAUGUGUGUUGCCAGUUCCAUUCUCUCAUGUGUUCAGAUUUUAAGAGUGAUCUGGGACGUGGAAUUUGCCGGCACUCAACCUUCAGAUACGUGGACAUGGGCCAAUUGCAGCCUGUCAAGAUGGUGCUCAGUGAGAUCAAACUCCUUCCACAUAAGAGCAUGUGGCAUAAACUGUGCUCGCUCUUUUCUUUUUACUCCUCAAUUUUUCUGCUAGAUAUCAUUUUGUCAGUAGGAAAUCUAUCUAAUUUAAUGCGAUUUAGAAAUGCUUCUUCCGGUCAUUUGGCUGAUUUUGUUGCUGAAAAUUCCAUUAGAGAUCCAUCGGAGAGGCAAUCCAUCGGAGAUCUCUCUCUGCAUCGCCGCCGGCGCCGUUGUUCUCGCCGCCGCCGCCUCCGAGAGUGCGUCGUUUCCCGUCUCCUCUCUUCUUCCCCCACCUACAGCUCUGCCAUCUUCCCACUCCGCCGUCUCCUCUCCGCCGCCGCGCCCCACAUUUCCCCAAAUCCCAGUGGCUUCGCCGUGGAAGAGUACCUCGUCGCCACCUGCGGUCUCACCCGGCCACAAGCCCUCAAGGCCUCCAAGAAGCUCUCCCACCUCAAAUCCCCCACCAAGCCCGACGCCGUCCUCACCUUCCUCGCCGGCCUUGGCCUCUCCGGCGCCGACGUCGCCGCCGUCGUCGGCAAAGAUCCGCUGUUACUCUGCACCAAAGUGGACCAAACACUGGCCCCUAAGGUCGUCGGGCUCACUGGCCUAGGUCUCUCGCGUCCUGACAUCGCCCGCCUCGUCUCCCUCACCCCGGACCGCUUCCGGCGUAGAGCCAUAGUCUCCAGGCUGCACUACUACCUGCUCCUCUUCGGCUCCUCCCACAACUUCCUCCGGCUGCUCAAGCGCUCAUCCCACCUUCUGUCGUCGGACCUCGAUAAGUUGGUCAAGCCCAAUGUUGCCUUCCUGAGGGAGUGCGGGCUAGGUGCUUGUGAUAUUGCCAAGCUGUGUAUCGCUGUGCCGAGGAUGCUGACCACCAACCCGGAGCGCGUCCGCGCAAUGGUGGCAUGUACUGAAAGACUAGGUGUGCCCCGUGGCUCUGGGAUGUUCAGGCGGGCACUGCAGGCUGUCGCAUUUCUCACUGAGGAGAAGAUCGUCGCCAAAGUGGACUACUUGAAGAAUACGUUCAGGUGGUCUGAUGCCCAAGUGAGCAUUGCUGUCUGUAAGGCGCCGAUGGUGCUGACCAUCUCAAAGGAAUCUCUGAAGCGCAGGUCCGAGUUCCUGUUAUCUGAGGUGAGGCUGGAACCUGCAUAUGUUGCUCAUCGGCCGAUAAGUGUUUGUCUUAGCCUGGAGGGUCGGGUCAGGCCCCGAUACUAUGUUGUAAAGUUUCUCAAGCAAAGUGGACUUCUAGACCGUUAG
This is a messenger RNA of Aegilops tauschii subsp. strangulata, 1407 nucleotides long. RefSeq lists its product as uncharacterized. Gene Ontology annotation, biological process: regulation of DNA-templated transcription. The record is from RefSeq and is a predicted model, not a curated record. NCBI's taxonomy places the organism in Eukaryota, Viridiplantae, Streptophyta, Magnoliopsida, Poales, Poaceae. Gene Ontology annotation, molecular function: double-stranded DNA binding.